Plenodomus lingam JN3 is the source of this 2061-nucleotide messenger RNA. NCBI's taxonomy places the organism in Eukaryota, Fungi, Ascomycota, Dothideomycetes, Pleosporales, Leptosphaeriaceae. The record is from RefSeq and is a predicted model, not a curated record.
AUGUCGUGGACGCAGGUUGACUUCAGCUGUGUGAGAUAUUCGCCGGUGGAGGGCGCCCACUAUUUCUUCGACUCUGCCUAUCCGACGUCGAUUCAGUUCCUGCUAUCUGGGCGCUGGGAGCCAUGGGAUGUAGGCUGGGUUAGGUAUAAAGCUCAAGACCCGGAUAUCAGACGCCUAGCUGAAGAAGCCGAGGCGCGACUCAUCCAAGAUCCCAACUCCAAGUAUACACCAUGGCCAGAACCACCGCCUCCAGGACCGCCUCCAGCCCCGAUUAAUGCACCUGUAUCCCUGCAAGCCGAUAAUAGUGCUCCUCCGAACAGCACUCAUACACACAUGCCCACGCCUUCCCCAGAGUUCGACCUGGCUGUAGACCCUGCACUCCAGCCGCCACAGGGAGGAUAUGGUGCUGCGCCAGUCAAUGGCCCAAACAUGCCAUACUCAUCACCGUACGGCCAACAAGAACGACAACAUUCGGCGGGGCCAACUAGACAGGAAGCGCCCCCAGGACCGAGGGCGCCAAUCCAGAGCGGUCCUCCAGACAUCCCAAGCCCCAACCAUCACAGCAUGCGGAUCCCAGCACACAACCACGUGCAGCCCUCUCAACGCCCUCCUCCACAGCCCGCUCCAUCCGUCGACGCCAUUCUCUCACGAACCCGCGAGACCAAGAUCCUCCUCUCCAUCGACGGCGACGGCAUCAGAGGCCUGUCCGCCCUGCUAGUCAUCGAAUCGCUCGUCAACGCCAUAUGCGUCAAAGUCGGGCAACGGCUGGACCCGCACCAGAUCUUCGACCUCACGGGCGGUACUUCGCUGGGCGGUGUCAUUGCCAUUCUCCUCUGUCGGCUCCGCAUGCAGGCAUACCGCGCGCGCGAAGCGUAUAAACGAAUUGCCAAAGAGGUGUUUGCGAAUAAGCGCGAAUUCUUCAUGUAUUUGGAUUCAGGGCAGGCGCCUAGGUCUGGUGGUAGUAGUAGUAGUGAGGCGCUGGAGAAGGAGAUUAGAGCGGUGGUUAAGCAAGAGCUAGGGAAUGAGGAUGAGCUACUCUUGGAUGGACGGGAGGAUUCUGGAGAUGUUUUCGUAAUCUCCACCCAAAUCGAACACAACACCAACAAACCCGCCCUUCUCCGCUCCUACCAAACCCGCCGCAUCACCGGCCCAGACCUCUCCUCCACCCCCCUCCCCAUCACAACCGCCCUCCUCGCCACCGUCCGCGCACCAUCCUACACCUCACCCACCACCACCACCACCACCACCAACCGCACAAACAUCGUCCUAUCGCCCGGCCUCGCAGACCACGGCACCGCAAAGAACAACCCCGUCCGCGACAUCCUUUACGAAUGCCGCAAGCGAUUUCGCUACGCAAACGACAUGAUGAUCAUUGUAUCAAUCGGAUGCGGUGACGUAUCUCCCACCUCCCCAUCCUCUCCCCCCCUUCCCCCCUCCCUCCCCCACACCCUCCGCGAACGCACCCACUCCGCCACCACCCAAGCGCAAAAAUUCUCCACCGAAAACGCAGCGCUCAUUCAGCGCGGCUGGAUGCGCUAUUUUCGCUUCAACGUUGAUGCUAUGGCUGAUGUGCCGCUGGCCGAGUGGGAGCAUGAGGAGCGGGUGCGUGAGGAUGGAUUGGAGGGAAUGGGUAAUCGAGUGCGAAUGAAGUUGGGCUGGGAGAUGGGAUUUGGGUUGGAGGGAAUGGGUAAUCGAGUGCGAAUGAAGUUGGGCUGGGAGAUGGGAUUUGGGUUGGAGGGAUUCCUCUGCAGAAAUCGAAAUCGGUUGGGGAAAUUCGUCUUGUUCUUCAAUCCUAGACCCCCUUGGAAUAAAAAGUUCAACCCGCAAUCUCCCCUUCCAAAACAGCACCCCCGGACUUGUGCAGGAUGUACCGUCUAUGCUACAUGUCGCUUGGGAAUAGCAGAAGGCGAAGGCGAAGGCGAAGGCGAAGGCGAAGGCGAAGGCGAAGGCGAAGGCGAAGGCGAAGGCGAAAGCGAAAAGAAGAGAGAAGCAAGCGGGGGGAGGGCGAGGGAGGGGCGGGGUCUAGUAAGAGCCUGCAAUAUAUGUGUGACCAAACCGUAG